Messenger RNA from Mesorhabditis spiculigera, 578 nucleotides. NCBI's taxonomy places the organism in Eukaryota, Metazoa, Nematoda, Chromadorea, Rhabditida, Rhabditidae. The record is from the annotation of a GenBank genome assembly.
AUGCGUCUUGCCACCUACACACCACCAUCGAUGAGUCCGCGCUCGCGUUUUGCGGAUCAGAUCUCGACGUCUUUGAUCGAGGGAGAGCUGAAAGCAGCGCUAUCGGAGAGCGGCAAUAAAUCCAUAUUGGAGGAGAGUCUUGAUGAUUUGCUCGGCAUCAAAUGCUUUAUGAAGUCUCGGGACCAGCUCCGCCAUGUACCUAUGGAAACGAUCUGCGACUGGCCCACGGAUCGCUUUUUGAUACGCCUAGAAAAUCAGCAUUUCCUUCCCCUCCAUCGACAGCGUCUUCCCGUGAACCGAAAUUUGCUCCAAUUCCCCCAAUUCGGACAGCCGAGGGGGGCGAUCGAGCUCAUCGAGUACAUUUCACAGCAAAUCGCUAAAAACGUGCCUUUAUCUGCUGUACGCGAGGUGGUGCUCAAGCGCAUCCGCCUUGAUGACUUGAAGCGGACAAACGAAACUGACUGGGUACGCUCAAACGUUGACGCGGAUAUUUUGGAGCAGACGCUACAAAUGAGUCAACUAUUCAUGGAGGCUGCUUCUGCAGAAGCGGAAAGAUUGCGUCAACUGAGUCAAGACUG